Molecule: messenger RNA, 2321 nt
Organism: Aphis gossypii (cotton aphid)
Lineage: Eukaryota; Metazoa; Arthropoda; Insecta; Hemiptera; Aphididae
Product: putative histone-lysine N-methyltransferase 1
Exons: 3
Coding region: 312-2168 (618 amino acids)
Biological process (GO): regulation of DNA-templated transcription
Molecular function (GO): DNA-binding transcription factor activity, RNA polymerase II-specific; RNA polymerase II cis-regulatory region sequence-specific DNA binding
Source: RefSeq, a predicted model, not a curated record
UAAUAAAUAAUUUAUUAUCGUAAAACGUAGGAUACAAUAUAAUGAUGCUCAUUAUCGAUAUUUUACUUAAUUCGAUUGUCUACUCUCUAGUGCCAGUUGUAAGCCAAGCUGUAAAUGAGGUGAGACGAUGUUACUGUUUUAGUGUUUUGCUCUACCUUUUUUUCUACUUUCAUUUUUAUUUUAUUUUUUAAAUGUGUUUGCCAAUUUUAAUACAUUGCUAUUUAUUUUAAACUAAUCUUAAAAUGCCAUUUUAAUUAUCAAAAAUAUUUACCGAAUAUAACUAAUUUUAAUUUAAUAUUCCACGUUUUAAAAUGACUGAAACAAAUUUGAAAAAAAUUCCAUUUUUUAAAUUAUUAAAUCUUCAAGCUGUUACUUCAGUGAAUGAUUCAUCCAAGAUUUUCAGAAAUCAUUUAUUAGUUUUACCAGACCAAAAAUCAGAUCUCGUGUACAAAAAUAACAGUAUAAAAACCGGAUAUGAAAAUUUUUGUAUUAAAAAGGGUACUUUAAAAUUGUAUCCAUUCAAAGAUUUUGAUUUUAUUGGUAAACAUGUUGUGUGUCAAAAAUGUUGUCAAAAAUUUGCUUCAAAAUUUUCUUAUAAAGCACAUGUUGGAACUGGUAUUUGUGUUAGAACUUACAAUGGACCAAAUCUUAUCUACCUUAAAUACAAAAAUAGAAAUUAUAGACAAGUUCGAAAAAAAAAUAAAAAAAAAUUUGAAGAGGACUUUCACGGUCAUGAUAUAAAAAAAAAUUUAUUAAACCCUGAAAUGUUGAAUACCUUACAGACUCGUAAUAAAUGCUAUUCUGAUAUAACACAUCAACGAAAUAAAGUUAAAGAAAAACCAAUUGAUAAUUCGGAUAAAAGUAAUGGUGAGCCAUCUGUGAAAAAACCAAGAGGAAGACCUAGAAAAAACAUUAUUAAUAAUAAUGAUGUUGAGCUAAAAAAACGAGGCAGACCAAAGAAGUUCAAUGCAGUCGCAGUUGAUAGCUUAAGUCAAAAUGAUAAUAGCUUAAGUCAAAAUGAUAAUAGCUUAAGUCAAAACGAUAAUAGCUUAAGUCAAAAUGAUAACAGCUCAAGUAGUAGCCCAGAACUCGAUGAGUCUGAAGAAACAAAUAAAAUUGUUCAUUGUUCUAAUUGUAUAGCUGAUGAUGCAUUAAAUAAUAAUGUUAAUGAUCAUGGCAAAUUAAAAUCAUUAACUUGUAAAAUGGAAACUCUAUGUAAAAAGUUCUGGAAAAUUUUUAAAAAUGAGUAUAAACCUAAAGAUGUAGAUAUUAAUGAAUAUCAAUAUCCUACCAAACACAAAACCCAGUGUGAUGAAGAAAAAAAAGAUGAUUUACCAGCUGAAGAAAAAGACAUUUUAUAUAAAAUUGAAGAAUUAGAAAAUAAUAUUAAGUUACUUUCUAAUCAGUUUCAGGGUUCUGAUGAAUAUUCUAAUGAUGAAUUAAAUUUAAUGCUGACAAAAAUUAGUGAUAUACGUAAUGAAAUUAAACAAAGUAAACUGAAGAAGACUGAUGUGAAGGAAUCAAUACCAGAUGAAGGCAAAGAAAAUAUUCUACAUACACUCAAAAAGAAGGAAAAUGAAACUGAGAUUGAAAUGAAUAACAUAGAUUUUGAUAAAAAUGAAAAAUGUAUAGGAUUAUGGUUAACUAAUAGUAAUACUGUUUCCUCCACUAUAACCAUAAAAAUGAAUGAUGGUUGUAAAUCCAUUAAUUGUACAAAUGUAGAUAAUUUUAAAAAAGAAUCCACAAGUCAGGACACUUAUGGAAAUAAUUUAAAAACAUUAACUACAGAUAAAACUCCAAAUAAAACUCCAAAUAUUACCAAUUCAUUUAAUAACCAUUUAAAUGAUCUUGGUUUAAAUUAUAUCUAUAACCCUAUAUUGAACUGUAGAAAUUGUAGUAAAAAUUUUACUUCUAUUGCUGAAUGGAAAUUACAUCGUUCUGAACAUUUAGUUAAGUUAAAUAAAAGUUUUUUAUGUAAAAUUUGUGGACUCAAAUUCAAAAUGUAUAAAAAUUUUAUAAAACACAUCAAUAUUCAUAAAAAAACAGAACAAAAAAAAUUGUACUACGAUAAAAAAAAUGUUAAAAACUUAGUAUGUAAAAUAUGUAACAGACAGUAUAAUUACCUUAGAUCAUAUUAUGCCCAUAUUAAAACCCAUAUUGAUGAAUAACUUUUUUUUUUUAAAUUUCUGUAUUAUACAUACUUACAUUUUUACAUGUAUAGUAAAUUUUCUAAAACCAUUAUAGAUUGUUCACCAUAUUUGAAUUUAAUUAUUUUUGUAUUAUAUGAUUUAAUUAAAAUAUACUUUGUAUUUAAAUUGCUA